Messenger RNA from Suillus fuscotomentosus, 992 nucleotides. RefSeq lists its product as uncharacterized. The record is from RefSeq and is a predicted model, not a curated record. NCBI's taxonomy places the organism in Eukaryota, Fungi, Basidiomycota, Agaricomycetes, Boletales, Suillaceae. Bases 254 to 880 code for a protein of 208 amino acids. Gene Ontology annotation, molecular function: protein binding. The transcript has 7 exons.
AAGUGGCGCUGGUGACAGUCAGGUCUGGGAACUUACCGAGCGGGUUUCCAUCGAGGAUCAGCACAUUUACAGCCUCGAAAAUCGUCAGAGAGGCCCUGAAGACCAAGGCACUGAUCUAAAGAUCCUCCCUGUCACCACGGCCGUCCGUGAAGCAUUUAUCACGGGAGACUUGUCAAGGGCUGAAGAGCUACUCACGCAAGAGAUCGAAGCUGAUGCCACCAACCACAUCUCCUAUGCUAAUUGCUCGCUCAUUAUGGCUCGCAAACUCGAGUGGGACCGCGCCCUUCAAAAUGCGGCCAAGUCCCUCAGCAUAAAGCCUUCCUUGAUAGGAUAUAUUACCAAAGGUAUGGCUUUCUGCGGCAAACAGAAUGUCCACGACGCCGGGGCAGCCUUUGACUUCGCUUUCACGUUCGCAAACGGAGACUCGAAGACCACCCUUCUCCUUUUCUUGAUCAAGGCUAUCGCAUUGUUCAAUGCAAAUGAACACGAAGCGGCAAUGAUGCGUGUCAAAGAGCUAGCUGCCGGUCCCAGUGUAGAUCAGGUUGCCUGUCUUGUCGUGGAGGCGUAUCUGCAAGUCCAACUGGGAACCAUUGCCUUCAAUAACAAGUUUUACAACGAAGCUGUUGAAAUUUUCAUUGCCGCUGCGAAGGCCAGCAAGUUCUUUGCCAACCUGCCAAUCCAUACUAUGUACGAGGAAUUCACAAUGCUCUUCGGCUGGGACCUCAAGUCGCUGUGGCAAUCCGCCAACAGGCAUUUGUGCACUGUACUCCUUCGGACAGGUAAAUAUGCAGAAGGCCUCGAAUUGUACCUAUCCAUGAUGGAGGUAAGCGAUGAAGCUACAAAAGCUAGCACACGUGCUUGGUUCGCUGCUUUCAGGUAGAAUGUAGGGUGAUAUAUUCUCCCAACAGCGACCCUGCCCUCCCUGCAAGCGGCUGCAUAUGCAUUUUGACACCAACAUCUUCUGUGCGAUUAUCCCGACAUCACGUGUAUUU